AUGUAUAUAGCAGAUACACUUUCAAGGGUAUUCAUUGGAGAUUCACAGGAGGUAAAUAAGGAUAGUUUAGAAGUAGCCGAAAUUGAAAUUCAAAGCACUUUAAAGCAUUUUCCUAUGUCAUCCAUAAAACUGGAAGAAUACGUUAAAGAGACGGAGAAUGAUAGAGAUUUAAAAGUCAUUAAAGUCAUACAAGUUGGCCAUGCUAUAGUAAAUUACCAGACAAUUUAAAAGCUUAUUGGAAUGUACGUAACUCAUUAGUAAUUAGUUAUGGACUGUUAUUAAAAGAUAAUAAAAUAGUGGUACCAUUAUCUUUACAGAAAGAAGUUCUAAAUAAAAUACAUUUCAAUCAUCUAGGUAUACAGAAGUGUAAAUUGAGAGCUAGGAGAGCAGUUUAUUGGCCAAACAUGAAUAAAGACAUUGAGUUGAAAGUGAAAAGUUGCAAUCUGUGUGCAAAAUAUCAAUGCGCUAAAAGUAAAGAGUUUAUGAAACCGAGUGAAACCCCAGUGGGAUGUUGGCUGGUGUUAGGUGUGGAUAUAUUUUACUUUAAUGAUAAAAAUGUUCUAUUGGUGAUAGACUAUUUUUCAAAAUACAUAGAGAUAGAGUUAUUAAAAAAAAUUGACUCUGAACAGGUCAUAUCAAAAUUGGUUCCUAUGUUUGCUAGAUUUGGAAUUCCAAGGAUUUUGAAAUCAGAUGGUGGCAGACAAUUUACUUCAGAGCAAUUCAAACAGUUUGCUAAAGAUUUUGAUAUUGAAUUGGUUAAUUCUUCCCCAACAUAUGCUCAAUCUAAUGGAAUGGUGGAAAGAGCUAUUCAAACAGUAAAGAAAAUGUUGAGUAAAGCUUUAGAAGAUGGUCUUGAUUGGAAUAAAUGUGUGAUGAAGUAUAGGAACACUCCAAUUAGUGAAUUCAUUCCGGCACUAGCGGAGUUAUUGUUCAAGAAGAAAGUGAAGUCAUUGACUCCCAAUGUAGACAAUUCUAAGGUUAAAGAUAGUAGUGUGGUAAAGAAAGAGUUAAUUAAGAGAUCCAAGAAACAAAAAAAAUGGUAUGAUAAAACAGCCAGAAAGAGUGAACAUUUUGAGGUGAGUGACCCAGUUUGGAUCCAAAUUAAAAAUGGAAACAGUUUUUGGAGUAAAGGUUUAAUAGUAGAAAAAGGUACUAAUGAUAGAAAUUUCAAAGUUAAGGUUGUUAAUGGCGAAACACUAUUAAGGAAUAGAAGGUUUUUAAGACAUAGGUUGAUAUCAAAUAGUGGUGAGGAAAACUUAGAAAAAGAAAAUAUAUUAAAAGAGGGGAAUGUACCAGUAAAGAAAUCUGAAAGAAUUAGAAAGACCCUGGCUUAUCUUAAGGAUUAUAAGUAAUUUAAGUUUUGAUAUUAUUAUAUAG
Cinara cedri is the source of this 1377-nucleotide messenger RNA. Lineage: Eukaryota; Metazoa; Arthropoda; Insecta; Hemiptera; Aphididae. The record is from the annotation of a GenBank genome assembly.